Molecule: messenger RNA, 506 nt
Organism: Aspergillus costaricaensis CBS 115574
Lineage: Eukaryota; Fungi; Ascomycota; Eurotiomycetes; Eurotiales; Aspergillaceae
Product: mitochondrial 54S ribosomal protein uL14m
Exons: 4
Coding region: 62-457 (131 amino acids)
Biological process (GO): translation
Cellular component (GO): mitochondrial large ribosomal subunit; ribosome
Molecular function (GO): large ribosomal subunit rRNA binding; structural constituent of ribosome
Source: RefSeq, a predicted model, not a curated record
UCUAUACUCCCCUCACUCCCCCCGACGUUCUUUCCACCUCCGGACAGGGUACACAGUCAAGAUGAUUCAAUUAAAGACAAUGCUCAACUGCAUCGACAACUCCGGCGCCGCCGUUGUCGAGUGCGUGAAUGUCCUGAAAAAGAAGCGCCCCGCCACCGUUGGUGACCGCAUUGUGGUCGUGGUCCAGAAGCAACGAAAUUUCGGCCCCGACAGCAGCAACAACGUCGGUAUCGCAAACAAGGUUCGCCGAGGAGAUAUUCGCCAUGCUGUCGUUGUCCGCGCGGCCAAGGAAAUGCAGCGCCCGGAUGGUUCGAUCGUCAAGUUCGAUGACAAUGCCUGUGUUCUCGUCAACAAGUCCGGAGACCCCAUCGGAACAAGAAUGAACGGUGUCGUGGCUACGGAACUACGAGGACGACAGUGGUCGAAGAUCCUGUCGUUGGCGCCGAUGCAUGUGUAGGAUAUACCUUUUAUUUGGAAGCGAAUUGUUCUUAUAUUUAUCCCGUUUG